This is a messenger RNA of Racocetra persica, 867 nucleotides long. NCBI's taxonomy places the organism in Eukaryota, Fungi, Glomeromycota, Glomeromycetes, Diversisporales, Gigasporaceae. The record is from the annotation of a GenBank genome assembly.
AUAACAAAUUGGUCAAAAGGACACGCUUUCGAAGGUGCUCUUCGUAAAUUAUUUAAUGAUAAUGGAAUAAUUGCGUACAUAAUUCAAGUAUCUGAAGGAGAUAGAGGAUUAGAUUUAUUACUUUCGAACCAAGGUAAUCAAAUCUGUGUACAGUCUAAAGAUAGAGAAAACGCUCUUACAUUAUCCAUGGUCGAAAACUUUGAAGCUACGAUGAUUCAUUUUAAAAGUUCAUUAGGAAUUUUGAUUUAUAAUAGUGAGACGAUGAAAACAGAAAAAUAUUUGACUAAACAAGCUAAACUUUGGUUAGACAAUUCGACUCAAGAAUUAAUUGUUUGUAACAAAAAACAAGUUGUUGAGGAAAUUAAGAAUUUUUUCAAAAAUGAAAAAGAUUCGAUAGAAGAAUUGAUUUUAACUGAUUUUAAAGCAGAUAAAUUUUCUUUAAUGGGAAUUAUUUCUGAAAAUAUGCAUAUUAGAAAGAUGAUAUUCCUAUGGAAGGUCGAUUAUAUUAUUCUCGAUCGUACUCAGAAGGAUAUGAAGAUGUUCAAUAAAUUUUUCCAAGAUCCGAGCGAGAAAGAAUAUAUCGACAGAAAAGUUGAUGAGAUUGAACCACUUGACUUCUAUAAGGUUGUUUUUGUGACUGCUCCGAUCAAAAUGUCUAUUGAACGACAGCAAAAGAGAGCUCGUUUAGGUGAAUUGGUCGAAAGGGAGUAUUUGGAAACGCUUAAUACGUAUUAUCUUGAAGAUAUUGAUUUGGUUUAUCCUGAGAAUUUAAAAUUUGAAAAUAUUGUUAAUCUUUGUAGUAGUGAUGAUUGCGCACAAUGUCUCGGUAUUAAGAUCUACGAGAGUUUCUUUGAUACUCUUUUAUAG